Stegostoma tigrinum is the source of this 2404-nucleotide messenger RNA. RefSeq names its product proton-coupled zinc antiporter SLC30A8-like. Gene Ontology annotation, cellular component: plasma membrane. Bases 11 to 1270 code for a protein of 419 amino acids. Gene Ontology annotation, molecular function: zinc ion transmembrane transporter activity. The transcript is spliced from 8 exons. Gene Ontology annotation, biological process: response to zinc ion; insulin secretion; zinc ion transmembrane transport. The record is from RefSeq and is a predicted model, not a curated record. NCBI's taxonomy places the organism in Eukaryota, Metazoa, Chordata, Chondrichthyes, Orectolobiformes, Stegostomatidae.
UGCUCCUGAGAUGCUGCUUGGCCUGCUGUGUUCAUCCAGCCUCACAUUUUAUUACCCUUUCGUUCACUUACCACUGGUUGUGCUGCAGAUGGAUCAGCUCGCUCAGAUCCGUUCAAAGUUUACUUUCCCGAGGAAGAACGUGGAAAAGUCUCACUUGGUGCGGGAUAAAACGAGCAGGGACUUCUUCCCCAAAGAUAGCUUAUCAUGCCAACAUCCAAAUCUAGAACUGGAGAUAACCCUACCAUCUGAGAAUGUCUGUGAGUCCAGUGGGGUCUUCCAUUGUCACUGCAAUAAAAAGGCUCAUGAACAGAAGCAAAUAGAGCAACGUCAAGCUAAGAAGAGAUUGUGGAUCGCUUUGGUCAUCUGUAUAAUAUUUAUGUUUGGAGAACUGACUGGUGGCUAUCUAGCAGGGAGCUUGGCUGUUAUGACCGAUGGAGCUCAUCUUUUAGCAGAUGCCACAAGUUUCCUGAUUAGCUUGUGUUCAUUAUGGUUAUCAUCAAGACCAGCCACAAAGAGAUUAAACUUUGGAUGGUAUAGAGCAGAAAUUCUUGGUGCACUCUUCUCAGUGAUCACAAUUUGGCUUGUAACAGGAGUAUUGGUCUACCUCGCUUGUGUAAGAUUGGUUCGUGCUGAGUAUGAAAUUGAUGGAUUAGUCAUGGUUAUAACAUCUACCUCUGCAGUAGUGGCAAAUGUAAUAAUGGGAUUGGCGCUUCAUCAGGGCAGUCAUGGUCUCAACCACAGUGCAACUUAUUUCGAACAUGCAGUGGAAUCUGUUCACAGCCAUCAGCCAAAUGCCAGCAUUCGAGCUGCUUUUAUCCAUGUUGUUGGAGAUUUCUUACAAAGCCUGAGUGUGCUAAUUAGUGCCCUUAUAAUUUUUUUCAAGCCUGAAUUCAAAGUAGCUGAUCCUAUCUGCACGUUUAUUUUCUCUGUGUUUGUUUUGGGAACAACAGUCACCGUUCUGCGAGAUAUUUUGUUGGUGUUGAUGGAAGGUGCACCUGCUGGACUGAAGUAUAAUGCAGUGAGGGAAAAGAUUCUUGCAGUUAAUGGAGUGAAAACAGUGCACAGCCUUCAUGUCUGGUCUCUUACUUUGAGCCAGGUUGUUAUUUCAGUUCAUGUUGUUACAGACGACCAGGUGAAUUCUCAACAAAUACUUAAGGAAACUACACAGAUGAUUUUUGACGCCUUCACUGUUCAUUCUGUCACAAUUCAAGUGGAACAAUAUUCUGAUCAAGAACAAACGUGCCUAUUUUGCCAGGAACCCAAAGAUUAAAGUUGCUUAAGAAACAACACCGAUUUUCAUUGGCUGGAACUAUGUUUGGCAAGACCAGUGAAGGCAAAUCAAUUAGUCUCCACUGCACCCGUUGUCAUGUUAGAAACCUCAGUAAAAGUCAAGAAUACGUUUAAUAACAUGUUGCACAUUUAGUUUGCUUCUUCGCAGAGAAGUGUUACAAUUUAUCAGAGCUACUUAGCCACUCUGCAUUUGUUUAAUUUUAUGUCAGAAAAGAUGUCAACAAAAAAGAAUACUUGAAAGGCUGCUCUCUCAACUCAUUACAUCACAGUUUUCAAAUGGAUUCCUUUGCAUUUUUGUCUCUCAUCCAGUUGAAUAUGUAACCCGUAUAACUAACAAUGGAUAAAAUUAUUUAACUGUUUCUAAAUCAAGUUCUAAGGAAUGGCAUCAAGUUAUAAUGGCCUGUGUGCUUUUAAAAUUAACCAACAAUUCCUGAUUUUAUAAUUUCAUUCCUCUUUGGUGAUUUGUUUCCAGAGGCCAACACUUGAGAAAAAAGAAAUUGCUUUCUCUCCAUGCCCGCAACUUUGUUAAUAUGUAUUUGUCCACCUUGCUGGUCAGUUAAAAUGUGAAUAUGAACUUCUGGCCUUAUUCACCAUUUAUAUAUUCUUUUAUAGUGCUUUCCUUGUCAUCUACAUAUCUUGGACCUUAUGGUCUUCUGGUGGUUUGGGUUAUUUCAUGUAAAUUAUAACCAUUUUAUCUUUCUCUUGUGAAUAUAGUUGAAUGUUCUCCAGCUUCUGUGCAUAUGCAUUUUUUUAACAAAAAUUACCAAUGACUGAGACCGAGAGAAAGACACACACAAUACGAGAUAAGGACCUUGAAAAAUUUUGUCCUUCUCAGCAGUUUCAAGAGGGCUAGGAAUGAAGGCUAAUUUUACAGUAGGAUCAUACAAAAGCAUGUCUCAAUUUUCAUGACAGAUUAUCUACCAGAUAGACCUUUAGUUCUCAGAAGCAUAUAAAACAACUUUUAGUGAGGGAAUGAUGGGCUCCUAUCAGAUUUCCCGUAAUUUGUAUCACCAAUACAAUUAAUACAUUGAAUGCCAUUGUAAAGCUGACAUUCCUUUCACAGGAUCAAUGAAUCCUGUGUUAAGGCAGAAGCAGCAUUCACAAGAUGAUUAUG